This is a messenger RNA of Lemur catta (Ring-tailed lemur), 963 nucleotides long. RefSeq names its product pseudouridine-5'-phosphatase-like. Gene Ontology annotation, molecular function: phosphatase activity. The record is from RefSeq and is a predicted model, not a curated record. Lineage: Eukaryota; Metazoa; Chordata; Mammalia; Primates; Lemuridae.
AUGUCGCCUCAGCAGCACUGCCGGUGGCCCGCGACUCUCGGAGGGCUCAGAGCCUUCUGGGGUCAAACAGCCAAUCUAGGAAGGGGCAGCGUGGCGCUCCCGGGCCCCUCUGGCAGGUGCUGGCCCUGGUGGCUGGCAACAAGUGGAGGUGCCACUAGGCACCUGAGUCCUCCUCCUCUCAGGCCCUGCGCCUGUAUGAACCCAGGUUGGAACAAGACCCCGGGGUCGGGGGCGGCAGAAGGCCAGCUCCGGGCGGCGACUAAAGGACGGUGUUUAGACCGAGAAGGCGGCACCAUGCUGCGCCCCGUCACCUGCCUCCUCUGUGACAAGGACGGCCUUCUUCUGGGUAGUGCACGGCUGUGUUCAGUGGUAUUUCAAGAAACAUGUGGCCGCUCCGGGAAGAAUCACACCUGGGACGUGCAGUCCCUGGUCAGGGGUAAGAAGGCGACAGAGGCUGCGCAGAUCGUCACAGACAUCUUGACCCCCGUGUCCAAGGAGAAGCUGGGGGACGAAAGCCAAGCGACCUUAAAGGAGCUCCCCAUGGCCAAGCUCAUGCCAGGGGGAAAACUCAUCCGCCACCUGCGAAAACACAACAUACCCUCUGCCGCCGCCACCAGCUCCGGGUCUACAUCACUCGAGAUGAAGACAAGCAGGCACAAGGAAUUCUUUGGUUUGUUUUGUCACCUCGUUUUGGGAGAUGACCAGGGAGUGAAGAGCGGGAAGCCGGAGUCCGACAUAUUCCUGGCUUGUGCCAAGAGGUUGUCCCCGCCUCCUCCUGUGGAGCAGGGCCUUGUCUUUGAAGAUGCUCCCAACGAGCUGCAGGCGGCCCUGGCAGCCCGGAUGCAGGCGGUCACGGCUCCAGACGGACCCCUGAGCCGCGACCUGACGGCAAAGGCCACGCUGGUGCUGGAUUCCCUGCAGGACUUCCAGCCUGAGCUGUUCGGGCUGCCCCCCUACGGGUGA